AUGCCACAAAGGAAAGGAUUAUUGGCUCCACAAAAUACUUUUCUGGAUACAAUUGCGACAAGAUUUGAUGGGACUCAUAGCAACUUUGUAUUGGGCAAUGCACAAGUACACGAUUAUCCAAUUGUCUACUGUUCGGAUGGAUUUGUUGAACUAACUGGAUAUAACCGAUCACAAAUUAUGUCAAGAUGUUGCUCAUGCAGUUUUCUUUGGGGUGAAAAAACUAACGAUGAAGCAAAACAGUCAAUAUUAAAUACACUGAGAAAUAAAUGUGAACUACAAAUCGAAAUUCAGUUUCACAAGAAAACAGGUGGGGCAUUUCUCUGUCUUUUGGACAUUGUACCAAUAAAAAAUGACAAAUCACAAGUGGUUCUAUUUCUUGUAUCGCACAAAGAGCUGUCACCUGAUCGGCAUGGACGAAAUAGAACCAACUGUAAAGUUCCUGAAUCAAGUUUGAAAUUACCCUACUUAUUAUCUGCUCAACAUGUAACAGGAACAUCUUUAUCAAGUAAAUCACCUAAUCUACUUACAAUGGGACUUGCAACAACCAUCACAGCGGCUGCUUUAGGUUCAACUGGAUUUCGAACCAACAGAAUGUUGGACUAUUUAAGUGCCAGUAAAAGCACACUACAUCAAAAAAUUCCGCAUGAUUUAAUUGAAAAAAAUAAUGAUUCAAUUGUGAGUAAAAGCUAUUUAAAUCGUGGUUCAGUCGAUUCAAAUAAACCUUCCACAAAAUGCAAGUCACUUAACGCCAAGUGUGAUGGAGAUGAUGCUGUAAGUACUCACAGAAAUUCAACUGAUAAAUUACAAACGCGUAGUUCUAAACCAAAUCCAGUGACAAACGCUAUUGAUGUUGAAAGUGGUUCACUUCUGAGUCUUGAAAACAAUAAAAAUUCAUCUAAUAAUAAAAAAAUCCUUGCUUCCAAUAAAAUGAUACCAUCUGAAUCAGAUUCUACAGAUUCGUCAAGUGAUGAAUCAAGUAAUAUAACAGAUGAUCCAUCAACUGCUUACAAGUUUCAAAGACGCAGAAGUCGCGCUGUUCUCUAUCAUCUAUCUGGACGAUUCGAUCAGAAGUCAAAACAUAAGUUACCAUUUAAAAAAUUUCAACGAAUUUCCGGUAAAGAAGCUAUACCUGAAUAUAAGGUUCAAGAUGUUCAGGCUUCAAGAUUUAUUUUACUUCACUACAGUUUAUUUAAAAUCAUCUGGGAUUGGAUGAUUCUAUUAUGUACAUUUUAUAUUGCCAUAAUGGUUCCAUACAAUGCAGCAUUUUCUCAGGGAGGUGAUGAAAAGGAUUUAAUAAUUUGUGAUAUAAUUGUUGAAUUAUUAUUUAUUGUAGAUAUCAUAUUAAAUUUCUGGACUACAUACGUUAGUAAAAGUGGACAAGUUGUUUAUCACUUAAAAGCUAUUGCUAUCAACUAUUUACGAGGCUGGUUCUUUCUUGAUUUACUCGCUGCUAUUCCAUUUGAUGUCAUUUUGGCAGUGAAUAAUCCGGAUAUACAAGGAACUAUUGGAGAAAUGGGUAACUGGAUUCACCUACUUAAAUUGGCACGUUUACUUCGAUUAGCCAGACUGUUUCAAAAAAUUGAACGUUAUUCCCAAUAUAGUACUGUGAUACUAGGGCUAUUAAUGUGUAUGUUUUUUCUGGUUGCUCACUGGUUCGCUUGUGGGUGGUAUUGUAUUGGCAAAGAGGAGCUUCGAUCAAAAAUUACACGGGAAUAUAGUUGGCUUUAUGAAUUAGGUGAACGAAUGCAAUUGAGUCGAUCAUUCAAUACCAAUACUAACAAAACUAAUGGAUUAACAAGACGUGCAUUAUAUGUCUCCAGUUUAUAUUUCACAACAACCAGCUUGACAAGUGUUGGAUUUGGUAAUGUAUCACCGAACACAGUGAAUGAGAAAAUAUUUGCUGUUAUAACAAUGCUAAUUGGAGCUUUAAUGCAUGCAGCAGUAUUCGGUAAUGUGACUACCCUCAUCCAACGUAUGUAUUCCCGCCGGUCAGCAUAUCAGACGAAAAAUCAAGAUUUAAAAGAUUUUACACGUGCACAUCAUAUACCGAAACCGUUAAAACAACGAAUGCUGGAGUUUUUUCAAGCUAUGUGGGCAAUCAACCGAGGUAUUGACAAAGAUGCUAUAAUGAGAUCAUUUCCAGAAAAUCUUCGCGGAGAUAUUGCCUUACAUUUGAAUCGUGAAAUGUUAUCACUGAGUCUGUUUAAAAGUGCAAGUCCUGGUUGUCGAAAAUGUUUAGCACAACUGAUAACUACACGUUUUGCUACACCUGGUGAAUAUCUUGUUAAUCAAGGUGAUGUACUCAGAUUUAUUUAUUUUGUAUGCAGCGGUUCACUGGAGAUAUUAGGUGAAGAAGGUACAGUUGUUGGGUUGCUAGGCAAAUGUGAUAUAUUUGGCAGUGAUAUGGAUGACUUACCCACCUUAGGAUUUUCAGCCUACAAUGUGAAAUCACUCACAUAUUGUGAAUUACAAUGUAUAGCAUUAGAUCAUGAAUUACAAGAAAUAUUUGAUCAGUAUCCACAAUUUAAAAAACAAUUUGCUUUGGCACUGUCUGAAGAAUUAUCAUUCAACUUGAGAGCAGGAUAUGAUGUAGCAUCAUCCUUAGAACUUAUCCCUGCAAUUACUGUCUCCAAUACAAAAAGUACAAAUGUCGAUGAACACUCAGAUAACAGCAGUGUAAAGUCACAACAAAUGACAAGUGAAAAAUGUCCCCUGCUGAAGGAAACAGAUGAUAAUGUAUCAUUUGAAGAUGAAAAUAAGGAUGAAAUUAACUCUGUAAAUGAAAGACAGUUUAAAAUAAAUCCUAGACUUAAAACAAAUAAUUCAGAAGACUGUGAAACUACUCAAAAACAAGAUAAUACAGAGAUAUUCAGUAGAAAAAUUAAAUCUCCACAAAAAACAAAAACUUCUCUUAUCAAACAGAAUUCACUUAAUUUGUAUCCUAAACACUUGAAAAAAACUAAUGAGUUCCCUAGUGUAACAAAUAAUUCAAACAAAAUGCUGUCCAUUGAACAAUUGAACGAAGAUGGUGAGGAAGUAAAUGAUUUUAUUGAUGAUAAUGAUCAUGAUUAUGAAGUACAAAAUAACAAAAUAUUAAAACACUGUUACUCUAACUUUUCGAUUACACACUCAUCAAAUUCUUUUCAAAGCUUUACACAUUGUAACAAGAUAAGAAUGUCAAGAUCAUUUUCAAAAAAUAGGUGUCAUUCAUUAGAUGAACUUUGUGAAAUGAAAACGUCACUUGGGACAUAUCCAGUAUGUGAUAGUCAAAUUAAAGAUGAAUACAGAAAUAAUGUCAACAAUAGAGAAUAUUUUCAUCCAGAGACAAACUGGAAUCCAGUGAAUGAUGUUUUCUGUGAUACACAACAAAUAAAUUCUAUUAACAAUCAACUCAUCUCACUACUCGGUGUACACUUUCAUCAAACACAGAAACAUAUGAAUUUAUUAAAAUCAGAAAUUAUACAAAUAAAUCAAAAAAUUGAUAAAAUACAAAAAGAUUUUACAGAAUUUACAAAAUAUUUUAUCAAAAAUGAAAAUCUUUUAUCAUGCAAAGAGUCAUCCAAUUCGAAUAUGACUAAAAUACUUGAUAAUAAACGUUUAAAAACAAUAUACUCCAUUUCACAAAAUGAAAAUACUUUUGCAUCAUCUACAAGUAUUACUAACAACAAUAGCAGUAGUAGUUGUAGUUUUAUUAGUAGUAAUGUGAAUAAUAAUAAUAAUAGUAAUAGUGUUAUUCAUAACUCAAAAGACAACUUACCUUCAUCGAAGUAUAUCACCUCAUCAACAUCAUCCAUUUCACGACCAUGCCUACAUCAAUACGGCAGACCACAUUAUUCACCAGAGAAUCGAGUUGUUACAUUUCAAUUACCUCCACGUAAUCAUGAUUUUCGUAGUCAGAGUCUAACUAAUUCAAGACAGAUUUCACCAGAAACACCAAAAGCGAAUCCAUUUAAAAGGUUACUGCAUAAACAUCCAUCUAUAUCUCAUGAUAUUGAUUAA
Heterobilharzia americana is the source of this 3999-nucleotide messenger RNA. Lineage: Eukaryota; Metazoa; Platyhelminthes; Trematoda; Strigeidida; Schistosomatidae. The record is from the annotation of a GenBank genome assembly.